Messenger RNA from Gilbertella persicaria, 2846 nucleotides. RefSeq lists its product as uncharacterized. Gene Ontology annotation, cellular component: nucleus. NCBI's taxonomy places the organism in Eukaryota, Fungi, Mucoromycota, Mucoromycetes, Mucorales, Choanephoraceae. The record is from RefSeq and is a predicted model, not a curated record. The transcript is spliced from 6 exons. The coding region runs from base 99 to 2729 and encodes 876 amino acids. Gene Ontology annotation, molecular function: RNA polymerase II cis-regulatory region sequence-specific DNA binding; DNA-binding transcription activator activity, RNA polymerase II-specific. Gene Ontology annotation, biological process: regulation of transcription by RNA polymerase II.
CUCUGUUUUUUUCCCAUCAUUUCAGGUUCCCACUUGUUUUUUUUUCUGCUUUCUUUUCUUUUCUUUUUUAACAAACAAGGUUUUUGAAUGGUAUCAUAAUGUCUGAAUACCAUUCAUUUUCUUUAACACAACAUUUGCCUUUAACAAAGAAAAAAGAAGAGAAUACAAAGCAGGAUUUAGUAUCAACCGACUUGGAUUCUUUACUUAAUCAUCCUCAGACAUUCCAGCAUGCUAGGCAUCAUACAGCACCUGUAAAUUCAGCUGAAUUUCACCCUCUAUUGGAUUUUUUACCCUUUGAUGAUAAUCUCAUCAUCCCUAGUCAUCAUCGACAACAAUUAAAUCAAGGCAGCAAUACACUCGACGCUGUUUCAAAUUUCAAUGCGACCGAUCCUUCUUUAUUUUCAUCCCAUCAUGAACAGAGAUCCAUGAUGUCUUAUUUUGAUGGUAUUCAAGAUCAUUUUGUAGCCACAACACCUCAAGACAAUUCAGUUGGAUCCGGUUUUUUGGAAUUUACGCCUAGUCGCAUCAGUACCUCUGUUCAUUCUCGUAUGACACAAGGCAUGGUUCAUGCUGGUAAAAUCAAGCCUGUCAUACAGACAUAUCUUCAAGCACAAGAUCCUAUUGAAGUAGGAGAAAGAACAGUUAUUAUCAUGACAAGUAAAGUAGCUCAAAAGAGCUAUGGUACUGAGAAAAGAUUCUUGUGUCCUCCUCCUACUGCUACUUUAGUAGGCUCAAGUUGGUGGACACCUCCUCUUCAGCCAGACCAAGGUAUUGUAUUUCGUGACAAAGAAAAUGUGGCCCGUGCUCCUCCUUCUCUCACUAUCUGUAUCUCGGGUGAAAACACAGGUCAACAGUCGGGUCGAAUUGAAUGGUAUGAUAUCGCUGGUACGGUUGUGGGUCAAACAGGUGGAGAUACACAAAAGACCAAGGCCAAAUCAGACGACCUGGUGCUGGGAGAGAACAAGUCUGCCAAUGAUGAUUGGUACUGUAACAAAAAACAGCAAACCUUAGCAGGAGGUCGUUGUGUCCUUAAACGAUUGUAUAUCAAUGAUGCUGAUGAGAAAAGAAAAAAAGUUGAAUGUUUAGUCAAGGUCCAAUUGGCCAAUGGCCUUUUGUUAGGCACUUUAGCGAGUCGAGGCAUAAAAGUCAUUAGUAAGCCAAGUAAAAAAAGGCAAAGCGUCAAAAAUGUAGAAUUAUGUAUUUAUCAUGGAACAACUGUAUCGUUGUUUAACCGUAUUCGAUCUCAAACAGUCUCUACUAAAUAUUUGGGUGUUUCAUCUACCUGUGGUGACUCUUCUUUAUUUGAUUACCCAGGCAGACUUCAGACCCAAACAGCAAUGCAUCCGAAUACAGACACAUGCUUUGUCGCAAGAACAAGCUGCUGGGAUCCCUUUAUUGUAUGGAUCGUAGACCAUACACAAGGCUCCAAUCACUCCCAGAGCACAAAUCAACCUGAAGAAUAUAUUGGGUGUCCAAGCCUGAUACCCACCAUUCCUUACCCCAACCCACCUACCAUUGCACUUAAAAACAAGACAAAUCAGCCUUUGGCUGUACGGUAUAAUCAACGCGUUGUGCUUCAAUGCUUAACCACAGGUCUUGUCAGCCCGGUCAUGAUCAUUCGAAAAGUAGACAAGGCUUCCACUGUUGUAGGUGGUGCUCAAUGUCCUGAUGGAUUUGAUCCUUCUUUCUCAGGUGGUGGUGAAUACGGUGAUGAAGUCUUGGGCGAUCCAGUCUCUCAACUUCAUAAGAUUGCACUUCAAAUCAUUCAACCUCAAAGUGAUGCGCCGACACACGAUCCGUAUUCCAUGAUGCCUCAAGCAGCACAAGGUCCAGUCACUUAUCUUGCUUGUCUAAAUGAUUUAGUAGGCACGCAUAAGGCAACACAAACACGGAGUCCCAUCAAGGGCAUUCAUGCGACGAUGAACCCUACCGCAGCCGCUGCUAUGGCUGCAUCCGAAUCUCUUGCUUUUACAGCAAGUUCAUUAUCAGCCACACUGAAUGCAAACAUGGCUCGUAAAAGGCGUGCUUCUUUACUAGAAGAUCAUCCCAAUACGUUCUUUCACCAACACCCUCACAUGUAUACCCUUGAGGAUGGACUAAAUCCUCAGCGGCGUCGUGUGAGUAGUUUAAGUGACGCUCAAUCUACAGACCCUUAUGAAACUCUGUUGAUUCAAAGAUCACAUUCGAUUUCCACUCCUUCUGCAGCAUAUCAAGACAAAUCUGCUCAUGCAAAUCGCAAGCAUCAGAUUGCAGCGCAUGGUGGACAAGCAUUGGCUGAAUUUGGUGCCUAUUGGUCUGAAGAUGUGACAGAUGCAGCUGUAUGGACCAUUGUAGGCACAGAAUGCGCUCGAUAUACAUUUUGGACACCUCCUUACUUGGAUCAAAAUAAGCAUCAAGAAAAACAAACAACAACACCUUUAAGCACCCCCUUUCCAUGCCUUACACAUUUCACUGUAUCCAGUCAUGAAAAGAAAAACGAAGACAAUCUCAUGACGGUAUCAGGCGAAAACUUUACUCGCGAUCUUCAGAUCUGGUUUGGUGAUAUCAAAGCAGCUUUUACAGAAUACAAAAGUCGCGAUAUGCUUGUGUGUAAGCUCCCUCCGCGAGAAGAGCUUUUACAAUCUAUUGGCCUAGACAGACAACAAGGCAUGCCUUAUAGUAUCAGGAUACUAUUGGUAAGAGGCGAUGGUGUCGUCUAUAAAACAAAUCGAUCUUAUACUUUUCAUUAAGCUUUCUAUGCAAAAUUCUUUAUAUGUGUCACUCAUUUCCCUAUGCUAUGUACUAUACACUUUAUUCGAAAAUGUUUGGGACAUUUUUGAGAAAAUAAAAGAAAGAAAACUUCCUGU